AUGAGUCUUCCAUCUAGGCCCCCGUCACGGGUCAUUAUCAUUGGCGGUGGAGUAUCAGGCAUUGCGAUGGCUUGUCGUCUCAAAAAAGUCUACAACUUAAACGAUUACGCCAUCUAUGAUCGUCAACCAGGGCUUGGAGGAACCUGGCUUGCUAAUACAUAUCCAGGAUGUGCCGUGGAUAUUCCAGGGCUUUGCUACAGUUUUUCCUUUGAACCCUGCUCCGACUUCACUCAGAUGUUUCCACCCCAACAGGAAAUUUUGAAUUAUUUGUCUUCUGUCGUCACUAAAUAUCGGGUUGAUCAGCAUUUUACUGGACAGGUUGAGUGGAUUGAUUCUACUUGGCAAGAGAAGACACAGACUUGGAUUGUGACAUUGCAGAACCUCAAAACAAAGGAGCUUUUCACGCAGGAGUGCCAGGUCUUGAUAUCCGCAGUUGGUGGCCUGGUUAAUCCACAAGAACUCAGAGUGCCCGGUGUCGAACGCUUCCAGGGAGAUAUCAUUCAUACUGCCAAGUGGAAUCACAAUGUUGAUCUCACAGAUAAAAACGUGGCCGUGAUUGGGAACGGAGCAUCCGCUGCACAACUAGUCCCUGCAAUCAUUGGCAAGACAAGAUCAGUAACACAAUUCAUGAAGUCUUCCCAUCAUCUUGUCGAGGCGAAGAACCAUAUGAUAUCUCGAGAGUGGAGGGAUCGAUUCAACCGUUUCCCUUUCUUGCUCUACAUUAUUCGCAUAUUCCUUUUUCUCUAUAUGGAAAUAAUGUGGUUCAGAUUUCAGAACACCGCGCUCGGGAAAUCGGGACGGGACUCGGUUGAGAGGAAAAGCCGGGAAUACGUUCAAAAGUCAGCGCCAGAGACAGAAGCAUACUGGCAUCUAUUAAUACCUUCCUUCGAAUUUGGCUGCAAGAGGCGAGUCUUUGACCGAGGUUACCUCGCUACUCUUCACGAGAGUAAUAUGCACUUGACCGACGACCCCAUGAUGGAGAUCACGCCAAACUCAAUUAUCACAAAGUCCGGCCAGGGGUUUCCUGUCGAUGUCAUCCUUCUUGCCAAUGGAUUUUCCCUCACUCAUUAUGAUACCCAGAUCCGAGGGCGCCAGGGCAAGACGCGAGAGCAACAUUGGAAAGAAUAUGGCCAUAAAGCCACCUUCAAAACAGUUGCUAUGCAUGGAUUUCCCAAUUUCUUUUAUAUCCUCGGGCCCAACUCUGGCCGGCUGUAUACAUCCACCAUCCAGAUUAUUGAGAGUGAGGUGGAUAUGGUUAUCAAAAUUAUCAGCCCUAUCUUACUCCGCCGGGCUGCCUCUGCCGAGGUCAAGUUAAGCAGCGAACAACGUAUUUUAUAG
Molecule: messenger RNA, 1338 nt
Organism: Penicillium verhagenii
Lineage: Eukaryota; Fungi; Ascomycota; Eurotiomycetes; Eurotiales; Aspergillaceae
Product: flavin-containing monooxygenase
Exons: 9
Coding region: 1-1338 (445 amino acids)
Source: RefSeq, a predicted model, not a curated record